AUGUGGCUUUUCCUCACCUUCUCCUUCCUGCUGACGGCUGCAGGUGAGGACGACAGUGACAAGGUGCUGAGGGAUGAGGAGUGUGUGCUCCACUCCCAGCCGUGGCAGGUGGCCCUCUUCGAGCAUGGACGGUUUAACUGCGGUGGUUCGCUCAUCUCGCCGCGCUGGGUGCUGUCUGCAGCCCAUUGCCAAACGCGCUCGAUGAGAGUGCGCUUGGGCGAACACGAUCUGCGCAAGCGCGAUGGCCCAGAACAACUGCGGACUGUCUCUCGCAUGGUCCGCCACCCUCAUUACGAAGCGCAGAGCCACUGCCACGAUAUCAUGUUACUGCGUCUAACCCGGCCGGUGCGAGUCUCAGCCAAAGUGCGCCCGGUCCCGCUGCCCACGCGCUGCCCCCAGCCCGGCGAGGCCUGCGUGGUGUCCGGCUGGGGCCUGGUGUCUAACAACGAGUCUGGGGCCACAGGGAGCCCAGUGUCACAAGUGAGACUCCCAGAUACGUUGCAUUGUGCCAACAUCAGCAUUAUCGCGACCAAAUCUUGCAACAAGGACUACCCAGGGCGCCUGAUGAACACCAUGGUGUGUGCGGGCGUGGCAGGCGGAGGCACCAACGCCUGUGAGGGUGACUCCGGGGGACCUCUGGUCUGUGGGGGUGUCCUGCAGGGCAUUGUGUCCUGGGGUGAUGUCCCCUGCGACACUACCACCAAGCCCGGUGUCUAUACCAAAGUCUGCAGCUACUUGGAGUGGAUCAAGGAAACCAUGAAGAGGAACUGA
Hippopotamus amphibius kiboko is the source of this 771-nucleotide messenger RNA. RefSeq names its product kallikrein related peptidase 15 (gene KLK15). Gene Ontology annotation, biological process: proteolysis. The transcript is spliced from 5 exons. The record is from RefSeq and is a predicted model, not a curated record. Gene Ontology annotation, molecular function: serine-type endopeptidase activity. The coding region runs from base 1 to 771 and encodes 256 amino acids. Lineage: Eukaryota; Metazoa; Chordata; Mammalia; Artiodactyla; Hippopotamidae.